AGGUUAAUAGAUGUAGUAUUUAAGCGUAUAUCAGAGCAACGUUACCCAACAUACCACAUACGAAAAAAAAAAAAAAAAAGGGAUAGCAUGCUUAACAAAUUACAAGUAUUCGUAUGUUUUCUGAUUGUCAAUUAUAUAUUUUGCGAAGACACCGAUGAUUGCAAGGAUGAAAUAUGUAGGAAGUCGUUAGCAAUGCCACUAUUGAACAAUCUGAAAGCACCUCUUGUUGCCAAUUUGGAUAUAACUCAGUUUAACAAGCAGCUACGAGGGUACAUUACAGAACAGAUCAAGCAAUGAGUAGAGCAGGCAAAGAAAGAAAUAAGGGGCGAAAUGGUAGAACUCGUCGACACAUUCGAAGACGCUCAUGUAAACGUUACACAAGACCUUAGCAAAGAUUUGAACGAAAUCAGGCGUCAACAAAUGCAAAUGGAAGAUCGUGCAACUAAAGAAAAUGAAAUAUCGGGUAAUUUUACGUUUGAAAUUAUCGAUGGAAUGAAGAAUAUAGAACGACAUCAGAAAGAUAUUCUGACAGAUGUGGAGCAGUUGAAACGUUAUAAAGAAUCAGUAAUUACAGCAAAUGAAGAAAAAAACAAUUUCACAGCAGAAGUCAAAGAUACACUAAAGAAUUUAAAUCAACAACUGAAUGAAACUCAUGAUGAAAUUCAUCACUUGAAAAGUUUUCAUGCAUCUUUAAACUCCAAAAUUAAUUCAGCCGACAAGAGGAUAUCUGCAAAUGAAGAAAAAGUACCAAUUGUCAACGAAAAAUUACGUAAUUUAAAAGGAGAGCUAACUUCAAUUCGAUCGGACAUUAAUAGUGUAGAAAGUCGUCAGAAAUCAUUGUCCUCUGACAUCAGCAGUGCUUUCAGUCGUCUUACAGCAAAUGAGAAAAGAGUUGGUUUUACUGCUUGCGUUAGUAAAGAUGAUGGAUCAACCAUAUCAGCAGGUCAUCCAAUACCAUUUACCACUGUUACAUCUAGUUAUAAUGUUGAUAUGUCAAGCGUUAAAAGCAAUGGAAAGUUCACCGUUAAAAUAAGUGGUUUAUAUUUUAUAUCGGCAUCAAUAAGAAGUAAAACAGACCAUGGAUUCUUUGCAAUAUAUGAUGAUUCGUACUUUUUAGCUUAUGGAUACACAGCUGAGCAUGACGGUAAAGAUACAUAUGAUCACAGUGGUACAGUAGAUGCGGUGCGAUAUUUUAAUUACGGUGAUAUCCUAGCAGUAAAGCCGUGGAAAACUAUGGACAUUGGUGCUUGGUCUUGUCUGACUUUUGUCAAAAUAAAAUAGAAACAAAUUAUAAUUAAUAUCUGACAUUUUGUAUUUUUGCGCAAUAAGAUAUCACAAUUGAACAUUAUAUUUUGAAACAAUACUAUAAAGGAACUGUUCUAAUUAUUGGAAGUACUAAGUACGUACAACAAAAGGUGUUUCUACUCACAACUUGACAUUCUGUAUUGUCACCAAUUGGAAGUUUUCAUGUUUUGUUUUAACAAUUAUCGCUUUCAAAUAGUCAAUUAGCUUAUAGUAAUUCUAAUGUUCAAUUAUUUAUUAUUUCUUCAUUUAUGAAUAACAAAAUAAUAAACUGAUAUGAUAUUUCAAAAA
Mytilus californianus (California mussel) is the source of this 1593-nucleotide messenger RNA. RefSeq lists its product as uncharacterized. The coding region runs from base 331 to 1281 and encodes 316 amino acids. Gene Ontology annotation, molecular function: protein binding. The transcript has 6 exons. The record is from RefSeq and is a predicted model, not a curated record. NCBI's taxonomy places the organism in Eukaryota, Metazoa, Mollusca, Bivalvia, Mytilida, Mytilidae.